This is a messenger RNA of Symbiodinium natans, 780 nucleotides long. NCBI's taxonomy places the organism in Eukaryota, Dinophyceae, Suessiales, Symbiodiniaceae. The record is from the annotation of a GenBank genome assembly.
AUGCCCUGGUUUCUGACACUCUUUGCCAGCAAGACGCCCAUGAGGCCUGCAGAGACGUGCAAAAUCUUACAGGGUCUGAAGAAAGUAGUUUCUUCCUGCCAAUCCUUUUUCCUCCAUCUUGCCAUCUUUUUCCAGAGCCUCUUCAGGCUGGCCAUCCAGCUCUGGGACCGGCUCCUCGAACGAGGCGAGCCGCACUUCAUCAUCUUCCUCGCUGCUGCUGCUGCGGGCUUGGGGGCGUGCUGGCUCCUUGAUAGCUCACACUUGGCUCCUUGUGUGGCAAGCCCAGUGAAGUCAUGCGAAGUCUAUAAGGUCCUGGCCUUGGCGGAGAAGGCUCGCAGAAUCUCGCAGAAGCAAAGGGGCUUGGGUCUUGUCAAAGUGUGCAAAAGAGUGGGGAAAUUGCGAAAAUUGCCGGAACACCUGCCUCGAGAAUUUUUCGAGUCACGUCCAGUGUUUCAGAGCUCCGGUGCGGAGGAGAUCCUGACUGCAGACCGGAGUGCUCUGCCAGAGAUUCUAACCUCUUUGGGCAUUGACCUGAGAACUAGACCAUGCACACGUUGCCCGUCCAGCAGUGCAGUUGUGGUCACACGGUCAGUGAUGCGCUCAGGUGUCAAUUCCCGUGAAGAUCUGGAGAGCACUCCCGGCAUGAGCAGUGGCCGAUGCAGGGUCAUGUGGGCGCGUGUCGCGGGGCGCGCGUGUCGCGGGGCGCGCGUGUCGCCUGCGCGAUUCAGAAAUUGGCCAGGGUUCAGGAAACCAGGACUCAGGAAACCAGGCGAAUGUUGA